CUUGAACAUCUGUGAAGAAAUGACUAUUCUACAUGGGGGCUUCCUGCUGGCUGAGCAGCUGUUCCGCCCCAAAGCACUAGCAGAGUUGACCAAGUCUGACUGGGAACACGUCGGGCAGCCCAUCGUGGAGGCCUUGCAGGAGAUCUCGGCCGCAGCGUGCACCCAGCCCUUUGUGUGGAGGAAGAAGGCGCUGAUCAUCAUCUGGGCCAAGGUGCUCCAGCCCUACCCCGCCACCACUUCGGACACGGAAACCUGGUGGCAGGAAGACGUGUUCUUCUCCGUGGGCAACAUGCUCCCGACCAUCAAUCACACGGUUCUUUUUGAGCUGCUCAAGUCCCUGGAAGCCUCUGGACUCUUUGUCCAGCUCCUGAUGGCCCUGCCCACCACCAUCUGUCGCGCGGAGCUAGAGCGCUUUUUGGAGCACACGGCUCUCGACACGUCCUCGAAGGACGUGGCCUUCUUCUUGGACAUGUGGUGGGAGAUGAUGAAGCACACGGGCGACCAGCAGGACCCGCUGCUCUCUCAGUUCAGGACAAUGGCCCAUAAGUACUUGUCCUCUUCGGAUGAGUUCUGCCACCCUCCCAAGAGGUUUAAGUCAGACCCAGAUGUGUGUCCCACCAUGCCCCUGUUGGCCAUGCUGCUGAAUGCGCUGAAGCAAAUCCAGAAGAAAAUCCUGUGCCCGGCGAUGAAGUGCUGUGCCUUAGCCAACCUGGCCGACAUGCUGACGGCUUUCGCCCUGGUGGAGGAAGACCCCCAGGAAGUGUCUGCGACCGUGUAUCUGGACAAACUGGCCACCGUGAUCACCGUGUGGAACUCGGACACCCAGAACCCGUACCACCAGCAGGCGCUGGCAGAGAAGGUGAAGGAGGCAGAGCGGGGUGUCAGCCUGAACUCCCUGGCCAGGCUCCCCACAGAGACGCUCUUUGUGGCGUUCGAGUACCUGCAGUGUCUGCUCUGCGAGUGGGGCGAGGAGCUGCAGGCCCUGCUCAACGGCAGCCAGGGGACAAAUUACGAAAGCUACCGCCUGUGCGAGAGCCUGACCUCCUUCAGCCAGAACUUGAAGCUCUACCUGGAUACCGCCACCUUGUCUAAGGAAGAGAGGCAGGUGGUCUCUGAGCUGGCCGACUGUGUCAAGGGCUUCCUGCAGAAAACCAGCCAGGUGCUGAAGGGCCAGGGCACGGAGAAAGACAUCGCUGCUUCGAUAGCCAUGGCCAUCAUCGAGCAGAAGAUGGACCGGCACAUGGAAAUGUGCUAUGUUUUCGCCUCCGAGAAGCAGUGGGCCUUCUCAGAUGAGUGGCUCGCCUGCCUGGUUAACAACAAGGCCCUCUUCCGAGAGCCCAGCUUGGUGCUCAAGCUACUGGAGACCGUGACGGAUGUCGUCACCUCCGACAGGGCCGUCCCCGCGGCGGCGCGCAUCAAACAAGUGGUCGACUUGAUCCUGGAAUGUUACGCCGACCUCUCACUGCCAGAUAAGAAUAAGGUCCUGGCGGGCAUCCUGCGUUCCUGGGGGCGGCAGGGCCUCUCGGAGAAGCUGCUGGCCUACGUGGAGGGUUUCCAGGACAGCCUCAACACCACUUUCAACCAGCUCGCCCAGAGUGCCUCCGAACAGGGCCUGGCCAAUGCCGUGGGCUCGGUGGCCCGGCUGCUGAUUCUGCACCCUGAAAUCACAGUGAAGAAGAUGUGCAGCACGGCGGUCCUCCACCUUGGCACCCACAAGUUCCUGGCGCAGAUCCUCAGUGCCUUCCCCGCUCUUAGGUUCACGAGAGAGCAGGAUCUGGGGCCGGCCCCAGUCACCACCUUCGUAGUGGCCUGCCUCAAAGAAACCGUCUGGGGGAGUUUCUCGACCCCCAAGGAAGAAAAACAGUUCUUGGAGUUCCUGAGCUGCCUGAUGUGCCCCGUGAAGCCCCAAGGGAUCCCCGUGGCCGCUCUGCUCGAGCCAGACGAGGUGCUGAAGGAGUUCGUCCUGCCUUUCUUGAUGCUGGAUGCCGAAGAGGUCGACCUCAGCCUGAAGCUCUUCACCCAGACUCUGGAGGCCCACUCGGGCCUGGAGGAGUACUGGCUGCAGACCUGCUUCCCGUUCCCCCUCAUCUUCAGCCUCUGCCAGCUCCUCGAUUGCUUCAGCAAGUACUGGCAGCUCCCCAGGGAGAAGCGGCGCCUCCCUCUGGACGGGAAGGACCUGGUGAUCCACAUCCUGGCGCGCCUCUGUGAGAUCGUGUUAGCGAACGCCGAGACCUUCGCCCCCGACACCUGGACCAAGUCCCUGUCCUGGCUGCACCGGAAGCUGGAGCAGCUGGACUGGACGGUGGGCCUGAGACUCAAGCAUUUCUUCGAGGGCCACUUCAAGUGUGAGGUGCCAGCCACCCUCUUCGAGAUCUGUAAGCUUUCCGAGGGCGAGUGGACCUCCCAGCCGCACCCCGGGUACGGGCCAGGUACCGGGCUGCUGGCCUGGAUGGAGUGCUGCUGUCUCUCCAGCAGCAUCUGCUCGCAGAUGCUCGCCCUCCUGGUGGUGGACGUGGGCAACCCGGAGGAGGUCAGACUGUUCAGCAAGGGCUUUCUGGUGGCCCUGGUGCAAGUCAUGCCUUGGUGCAGCCCCCAGGAGUGGCAGUACCUCCACCAGCUGACCAGGAGACUGCUGGAGCAGCAGCUCCUCCACGUCCCGUACAGCCUGGAGUACGUCCAGUUUGUGCCCCUGCUCAACCUGAAGCCCUUCGCCCAGGAGCUCCAGCUCUCCGUCCUCUUCCUGAGAGUCUUCCAGUUCCUCUGCAGCCAGAGUUGCCGUAAUUGGCUUCCCCUCGAUGGCUGGAGCCACGUGGUCAAGCUCCUGGGUCACAGCCUGACCAACCUCCUGGACUCAGUUAGGCUGAUACAGUCCGUGGGCCCUUGGAACGAAGGGCAAGAACAGGACCUGACCCAGGAAGCCCUGUUUGUGUACACCCAACUCUUCUGCCACGUCCUGCACAUCAUGGCCAUGCUCCACCAAGAGGUGUGCGACCCCCUCUACGUCCUGGCCUUGGAAAUCCUCACUUGCUACGAAACCCUGAGCAAGGCCAAUCCUUCCGUGAGCUCCUUGCUCCAGAAGGUGAACGAGCAGCGCUUCUUAAAGUCCAUCGCUGAGAACAUCACCCCCGAGGAGCGGCGCCACACCCUGCUGCAGAAGAUCAGCAACUUCUGAUCGCCGCCCACCCGAGAAACGGGCUGGGCCUAGGCAGGGUGGCUCUUGUAGGGGUUGGAGCCGAGCAGCACACACUUGACUACGUGACUUUGUAUACAAGCUAAAAGAAGAUGUGUGCCAGUAACAGUGUAAAGGAAAUAGUUUCUUAGGUAUUUGUAACAUACAAACUGUAAUAAAAUUCUCAAGUUUCA
Messenger RNA from Echinops telfairi (small Madagascar hedgehog), 3363 nucleotides. RefSeq names its product gem nuclear organelle associated protein 4 (gene GEMIN4). Gene Ontology annotation, cellular component: SMN complex. The transcript has a single exon. The record is from RefSeq and is a predicted model, not a curated record. Gene Ontology annotation, biological process: rRNA processing; spliceosomal snRNP assembly. Lineage: Eukaryota; Metazoa; Chordata; Mammalia; Afrosoricida; Tenrecidae. The coding region runs from base 20 to 3172 and encodes 1050 amino acids.